CCAGACUGGAUUGACGACUCGCGAACUCUUGCCAGAAAUUGGAUACCACGUAGCCAUUGCUAAGGUGUCUAAUCUCGUCAUUGGACAGCAGCGGUCCUCUUAAAUUGUUGGUCCGAUCAUCCUGUCUGGCCUCGUUCUGUCACCCAUCAAGCGAUAUCUCUGGUAUGCUAUAGGGGCAUUUCAGCUCGCAUUUAUCGCGCAGCUCGAUUCGAUCGGCCUCAUCACGAAGGGUCGGGUUAUCAGAUCUGGUAACGAGCAUGCUUGUCGCCUGUUCCGCAUCUGUUCAGAUUAUCUGGUUGGUCUUGUGACGUAGUUAGGCCACCUCUUGCAGCGAGGACGUUGUCCGACCGUCGACGAGAUCAGAUGGCAGUCUUUGUGGGACGCGGGUCUCUGCUACGACCCUGCCUCAUCAUCUGGAUAGUAUUGGGGACCAUCAUCAACCCAGGAGCUUCUCAGUUUUGCUCUUUUUGGAGUGGUAGUUGUGUGGACGCGCUGGCUCAGACCGCUGUCUCUUUCCAAUUCCCUCCGCUCUUCACCGAUAAUCUCAACCUUUACUAUGGAUUUGAUGCCAAUUCGCGCGGUAAAGGUCAACAGCCCAUGACUAAGGUCAGUUACUGGCUUAGCUACGGUGGCAAAAUUGACAAUUCCAUUAUCAUUGGCAACCACACCACUGAAGUUGGCUUGCGGGUGGGCAAUCUCACUGGCACGCCUUCGGGAUCCAACAAUGGCUGCGACGGCGUCUGGGGCCCGCAGUGCUCCACCGACCUGAAGGCAUUAUUGACCGAGGCGCUCUACGGACUCACGAGUAGUGGGCAGUACUAUACAUAUCCCCUACAAACCAUCCUCAGCCAAAUGCUUAUCAAUCGACCCCACCUCACGAGUUGUUUCCCGCAGCUGUUCGACGUUGUGGCCAUCCCCACCAUUGCAUUUGUUCAAGAAACUGGUCCCGACCAGACUGCGAAAAUUCAGACCGCCGGGUCCAGCAACAACCCAUGGAGGACUUGGUUCAUCGACAACAUGACGGCCCAUGAGCAAGCUGCGCAGGUCGCAGUGGCCAUUAUCAGUCGCGCGCCUGCAUACGACGGGCUCCUACCACAACAAAGUGGUGAUGUGCAAGUGGAACUCGUUUGCACUCAAGCUCCUUCAUCUGGGGGUUCAUCAUCAUCCAGUGAGGGUUCUUGAUGCAGUUGCCAUGGC
Molecule: messenger RNA, 1197 nt
Organism: Aspergillus saccharolyticus JOP 1030-1
Lineage: Eukaryota; Fungi; Ascomycota; Eurotiomycetes; Eurotiales; Aspergillaceae
Exons: 2
Coding region: 364-1182 (272 amino acids)
Source: RefSeq, a predicted model, not a curated record